Symbiodinium sp. CCMP2592 is the source of this 624-nucleotide messenger RNA. NCBI's taxonomy places the organism in Eukaryota, Dinophyceae, Suessiales, Symbiodiniaceae. The record is from the annotation of a GenBank genome assembly.
AUGGCCAAGGGCGACGGCAGAGGCCUUCGCCGCCCCAAAGAAAAGGCGAAGGCCAAGGCAAAGGCCAAGAUGGCCGCGGCGCCUCCGGAUCCAAUGGAGGAGGCGGGAUCGGAUUCCCCGGUGCAAGAGGACAAGGAGGAGGAGGAGCAGGAGGACGAGGAGGCAGAGCCUGAGGCGUCGCAUGGAGGAGGGGGCGACGCCGAGGCGGAAAAUGCCAAGGAGGCACCUGCGCGGCGCUUCGAGGUUCUCGGCUUCCCUCACCUCGGCCUUAACCUGAAGCUGCGCCAGGUCUACGACGAGUCGGAGCUCAGGCGGAAGUGUGGCAGCGAUCAGUCGAAGCUUCGACGAUUGGACAUCGCGCUGAAGAAGCCUGACCUGUUCAAAGAAGUACGAGCAGCUGGCGCUGCACCUCCUGCUGCGAAGCCGGCGAAGGCCAAAGCAGGCACGAAACGGAAGGCUCCUGCUGAUCCUUCGGCAGCGCCCAAGGCCUCCGCCUCCCGGCCGGUGCGCAAGCGGCCAGCUAUGGCCACACCUCAUCCACCUGAGGAAGCAGCUCCCGCUGGGCCUGCUGAAUCUCAGGUGGAGCCGGAGGCGGCUGAAGCCGCAGACGCCCCGGCAGAGUGA